CCUGACCUGCCGUGUAACGUAACCAACUGUCGUAAAGUGACGCAACCCUAACACCACUGCCCGUCCACUGCGAAACAGGCGUGGAACUGACAGAGAAAUACUAGAUAAAUGAAUUGCAUUUUGAUAAUUUCUUUUGUUUACCAUACCCAACUUGGUGCAGUAAAGCCCGGACAAGAUUUGACACAACUGAGGAACGCGACCAACGAGGAUGUUUAAAAAAUUUGAUGAGAAGGAGAAUGUGUCCAACUGCAUCCAGCUGAAAACAUCAGUGAUCAAGGGCAUCAAAAAUCAGCUGUUGGAACAGUUUCCUGAUAUCGAGUCAUGGCUCAAUCAUAUCAUGCCAAAAAAGGACCCUGUCAAAAUAGUCAAGUGCCAUGAACACAUUGAAAUCCUGACAGUGAAUGGAGAACUGCUCUUCUUCAGACAGAGAGAAGGACCAUUCUACCCAACUCUCAGACUGCUGCAUAAAUAUCCUUUCAUUCUUCCACACCAGCAAGUAGACAAAGGGGCCAUUAAAUUUGUCUUAAGUGGAGCCAACAUCAUGUGCCCGGGGCUGACGUCACCAGGCGCUAAACUCUACCCAGCUGAUGCCGACACAGUAGUUGCCAUCAUGGCAGAGGGGAAACAACAUGCACUUUGUGUUGGUGUUAUGAAGAUGUCUGCAGACAGCAUAGAAAAAGUCAACAAGGGAAUUGGCAUUGAAAACGUUCACUAUCUGAACGAUGGACUGUGGCACAUGAAGACGUAUAAAUGAUGACAUCAUCAUUCACCUGCGACACCUGCCCCCGCACCUGCCCCCGCCAAUACCCCCCUCUGAAAGUGUGGAGCUCUUGACAGUCAGGCAUGAGCUGCUAGUCAACUGUUUACACCUACGGAUGUAUCUGUGUAACCUGCUGGAGGCUUUGAAUCAAUCGCCAUUAUGCACAAAUAAAAGAAUGAUCUUGCUUUGAACCCUAA
This is a messenger RNA of Acanthopagrus latus (yellowfin seabream), 957 nucleotides long. It is a transcript of the gene mcts1, whose product is annotated as MCTS1 re-initiation and release factor. NCBI's taxonomy places the organism in Eukaryota, Metazoa, Chordata, Actinopteri, Spariformes, Sparidae. Gene Ontology annotation, molecular function: RNA binding. The transcript is spliced from 6 exons. Gene Ontology annotation, biological process: formation of translation preinitiation complex. The coding region runs from base 209 to 754 and encodes 181 amino acids. The record is from RefSeq and is a predicted model, not a curated record.